Puntigrus tetrazona (Sumatra barb) is the source of this 1298-nucleotide messenger RNA. Its product is annotated as CMRF35-like molecule 1. The record is from RefSeq and is a predicted model, not a curated record. The coding region runs from base 86 to 1108 and encodes 340 amino acids. The transcript has 6 exons. NCBI's taxonomy places the organism in Eukaryota, Metazoa, Chordata, Actinopteri, Cypriniformes, Cyprinidae.
AGGAAAUAUGAUGCUGUGCUUUCGCUCAGCACGGAAGAGAAAGACUGAAUGCUAGUCACAGAAUUUGGUCUCAUGUUAAAGUGAAAUGUUCAUCAUCUGUUUCAAUCUGCUCCUCUUUUCCAGCAUCUCCAUCUCCACAGUUGUUGCUGGUUCUAAAGAAACCGUCGUAGGACUCAGAGGACACAGACUUGACAUCAACUGCAGCUAUGAAGCUGGAUAUGAAUCAAACUUUAAGUAUUUCUGUAAAGGUGAAUGUAUCUAUGGAUUCAGAAACAUCAUUGUUGAAUCAGGAUCUCCAGCCAAAGACGAGAGAUUCUCUCUGACUGAUAACAAGAGCAGAAGAGUUUUCACCGUCAGCAUCAGUGACCUGAGAUCAGAAGAUGAGGGACUAUACUGGUGUGCUGUGGAGAGGAGUUUACCUUUAACUGAUGUCUAUUCAGAGAUACAGGUUCAGGUCAAACUGGAUAAUAAGACCACUGAGGUUUCUACUGUCAGCUCUUUUUCAAUCACACCGUCAUAUUUCAGCACAACAGAACAGAAACAACACUCUACCAGCAUCACCAUCACAGAAAGAAGAGAGACCUCCACAGAUCAGAUCUUCUGGACAGAUGUGUCUUCUGUCUCUGGGGGUCUGGGUUCGGUUCUGGUGGUUCUGGUGGUUCUGGUGAUUCUGCUGGUUCUGGUUCUGUGUUCUCUAAUGUUCUUCGUCCUGAAAAAAAGGAAGAGGAAAUCUGGGACAGUUGAGCAAAAUGUGCAGCACAAUACAGAGAGUGUCCACAUAUAUGAGAUUGUAAAGAGUGAUCCUGGACCAUCUGAUGUCAUCACUGCAGCAUCUCCGUCCAAUCAGACGCCUUUAUCACAUCUCAACUCCCGCCCACACGUCUCUGUUGUUUAUGCAUCUGUAACCAAUCAGCAGCCAGAUUCAAACUCUGGUUACACUCACUCGACCAAUCAGGUGACAGAUACGGACUGUGAUGAGUAUGUCAUAUUGAAUCUUCCUGAACCAGCAUCAGACAAAAGAACAGAAAUGAUCUACUCAACAGUGACUCAUCUACAAAACACCAAGACAAACGACGGCCAGAUAUAUUCAGAGAUCAAACAUACAUAACAUACUGUCGAAGCUUGUUUUUGCAAGGUUUUUUUUAUGUUUGAAAUAUGUUUUUGACACAUUUAUGGCAAAGCUGAGUUUAACUAAAGUCUAAUCUGUAACGUUAAUAGAUCUUAAUAAACUUUAACAGACUUUAAUCUUACUAACAUGCAAAUGCAAAUAAAUGCAAAAAUAAAUGAUGUGAACUGCA